This is a messenger RNA of Zychaea mexicana, 1053 nucleotides long. RefSeq names its product DNA clamp loader. Bases 1 to 1053 code for a protein of 350 amino acids. Gene Ontology annotation, biological process: DNA repair; DNA-templated DNA replication. The transcript has 11 exons. Gene Ontology annotation, molecular function: ATP hydrolysis activity; DNA clamp loader activity; DNA binding. The record is from RefSeq and is a predicted model, not a curated record. NCBI's taxonomy places the organism in Eukaryota, Fungi, Mucoromycota, Mucoromycetes, Mucorales, Lichtheimiaceae. Gene Ontology annotation, cellular component: DNA replication factor C complex; nucleus; Elg1 RFC-like complex.
AUGAGCUUGUGGACUGACAAAUACCGCCCGACAACACUCGAUCAAUUAACAUACCAUAAAGGACUAACACAACAAUUGAAGCAGCUGGCUGCGUCCGAGAACGUACCGCACAUGCUCUUUUAUGGUCCUUCCGGAGCCGGUAAAAAGACGCGUGUUGCUGCUAUACUUCGUGAAAUCUAUGGGCCUGGUGUUGAAAAGCUUAAAGUGGACGAACGACAAUUUGCAACGCCGAGUCGUAAAAAACUGGUGUUUACGAUCGUUUCAAGUAAUUAUCACUUGGAGCUCAAUCCAAGCGAUUUGGGAAUGUACGAUCGCGUUAUUGUCCAGGACGUAAUCAAAGGAAUAGCAUCAACAAAACAAAUCGACGCCAACGCAAAGCAUCAAUUUAAAGUGGUGAUCAUUGAUCAGGCGGAUGAAUUGACGCGUGAAGCUCAGGCUGCGCUUCGUCGAACGAUGGAGAAACACACAUCCACCAUGCGUCUUAUCCUUUGCUGUAACAGCCUAAGCAAAAUCAUUGCGCCCAUUCGAUCUCGUUGCUUGCUCAUACGCGUAGCACGACCUUCUGAGCGCGAGAUUUCUACAACAUUGCAAACUGUGGCACAACAAGAAAAGUUUGUAUUACCCCCUCAAUUAGCACUGAAUAUUGCAAAUCAUACCCAAUGCAAUUUGCGUGCAUCUUUAUUGGCAUUGGAAAGUACAGCUGUUCGACGGUCAAACUUGGAUGAAGUCCAGAAACCCGACAGAGUAGAUUGGGAAAUUGUAAUCGGCAAAAUUGUAAAAAUGAUUAUCGAGGAACAGACACCAGCAAAACUGCUUGCUAUCCGUACUCAUCUUUACCAACUCAUCACACAUUGCAUCCAGCCAAGCUUAGUCAUGAAGAAUUUAUCCUUUGAGCUGGCCAAGUCAAUGGAUGACAAAAUGAAACGGAUCGUUUUUGAAAAGGCUGCUUUUCAUGAACACCGCAUGCGUAGAGGCCAAAAGCAUAUCUUCCAUCUAGAAGCGUUUGUUGCCAGCAUAAUGCAUGAAUACAAGUGUUACCGUACGGGAGUGUAA